Messenger RNA from Vicia faba (fava bean), 438 nucleotides. The record is from the annotation of a GenBank genome assembly. Lineage: Eukaryota; Viridiplantae; Streptophyta; Magnoliopsida; Fabales; Fabaceae.
AUGUAUGAACCAUCACCUUCAUCCAAAACGCACGAAGACGACAAGUUCUGUCUCAUGCUAAGAAUUCACCAUCGGGGUACACUUGUUCACACUCCUGUUAAAUGGUAUAUGGAUGACUUUGUAACAGAAACAACUUGGGCAUGUGAUGUUGAUUAUAUGUCUUACAUAGAGCUGGUGAAAUUGAUUCAUCAGGAUGUACUAAAAAUUGCAAAAGAUGUUGAGGAAUUUGAGUUGGUUGAUGUCUAUGUUGAGCAUGGUGUUGAUAUCCCUAAUAUAGUAGAUGAGGCAGAGUUGGAACAUGAUGGACCAAUUUAUGAUAAUGAUGAUGUUGAGGUAGAUAAUGCAAUUGAGAGUGAUAAUCUUGCUGAGGGAGAUAAUCUGGCUGAGGGUGCUUGUUCUGGACUGAGCCGACACUUGCCCACCGUUGGGGAGGCCUAA